UUUAUAUUUCCGGGGCUGCUUCAGGAAUGUAAACUAUUCAACAUGGAGACAGUUGAUAAGCUGGAGGCGAUGUUCCAGAAAGCGGAGGCUGAUAUUGAAUAUGUGGAAAAGCGGCUGAAAUUUGACUUCAUGGCCAAUGCUCGGGAGGCCGGCUCAUUUGAGGGGAACCCAGUUCAGUUAUUGGAGAACCUGUCGGCUAUCAAAGCACGUCAUGCAGCCCUGUGUGCACAAGUAGAGGAGAUCGCCACAGAACAGAAACGAUCUAUGGACUCCAUACGAGCUCAUCUAGACACUACAGUUCAGCUGGUUCAACAGUUACAAAGCACAGCGGAUAUACAGGUUCCACCACUAACAAAAGAAGAACAAGAAGCAAAAGAGGCUCUCUGCUCAUCCAUUGCUGCAUUAAGUGUAGAGGCUGUACCAACAUCAGAACCUCAAAUUCAAGCACAGUCUACGUCACAGAGUGCAAGUGAGGAGGUGACUGAGAGCACUUUUGAGGCGGUCCCUCGAAGCGUACGCGGUAACUUGAAGCUAAAUGACCUCAACACGCUCUAUAAGCAGCUAUACGAAUACUUCUCCGAUAAAAACAGGGGACCAAUAAGUACUCAAAGGAUGAAGAAACUGAAUAUGAAAGUCAGUGAUUCUGCAUUAAAGACCUUACAGCACAUAAAACUCAUCGAACUGGAUAAGAAAGGACUUGUUUCAUUACUUUCAAGAGACUGAGAUGUGUCUAUUAUAAAACAAGAUCAACAGUUGUGGAAAAAGUGACAUAGGGCUGGUACAGAUUGCCAGUCCCAGAUAAAAAAUCUAUUCGAAUUACACAUUUCAAAUUUUUUCUUAAAAGUAGACAGAACAUUCAGUUGUCAUUUUUGGAUCUUUUCAGGAGUAAAGUUAAUAUCUGUUUGUCCUAUUUAUUUUGCAUAAUAUUAUGCUGCUGUAAUAGUAAUUAUCAUGGAACUGUUGUGGAAUCAGAUUUGUACAAGAAACAACAUCCAGUUUAUCUCAUGCCCUAGUUUUGUACACUGCUUUUUAAUUUCACCAAGAAAAGACAAAGCACAGCACAAAAACAGUUUACAAAUGUAUGAUAUUUACUGUUCAUAUUUCUUAAACUGUUUGUGUAUGCAAUAAAAUGUCAUUUUGUUUUGUA
Messenger RNA from Triplophysa rosa, 1147 nucleotides. It is a transcript of the gene ska2, whose product is annotated as spindle and kinetochore associated complex subunit 2. The record is from RefSeq and is a predicted model, not a curated record. Gene Ontology annotation, cellular component: outer kinetochore; spindle microtubule. NCBI's taxonomy places the organism in Eukaryota, Metazoa, Chordata, Actinopteri, Cypriniformes, Nemacheilidae. Bases 43 to 723 code for a protein of 226 amino acids. Gene Ontology annotation, molecular function: microtubule binding. The transcript has 7 exons. Gene Ontology annotation, biological process: mitotic cell cycle; chromosome segregation; cell division.